This is a messenger RNA of Myzus persicae (green peach aphid), 3573 nucleotides long. Its product is annotated as DEAD-box ATP-dependent RNA helicase 42-like. Gene Ontology annotation, biological process: cytoplasmic translational initiation. Gene Ontology annotation, cellular component: cytoplasmic stress granule. The record is from RefSeq and is a predicted model, not a curated record. Gene Ontology annotation, molecular function: ATP binding; translation initiation factor activity. The transcript has 6 exons. Bases 336 to 3125 code for a protein of 929 amino acids. Lineage: Eukaryota; Metazoa; Arthropoda; Insecta; Hemiptera; Aphididae.
CAAUACUCAGCUGCAGUUAGCAAUAGAAAGGUACAAUACUGUUAUUAUUUAUGAUGGACUAACUAUGCAACCAAUGGAUAUAAAAUAAAAAUAAAAAUUAAUGUCUGAUUACUGAAUUACUUUAAUUAUUGAUUAAACCUAUCCGCAGUUUUAUUGAGUGUUGUCGUCCAAUAAGUACUCAACUCAGAAUUUUUUUUUUUGCCAACAUUUGUGUUUUUGUUGUAUUACAAGACAACUUCAUUUUUCAAACGUAUUAGCGAUUCGUUUGACAAGAUACCUAAAAGCUGAAAUGUCAAAUAGAAUGAGUAGUAAAAAAUGAAAUAAUAAAAAUAAUAAUGGACUUUGUAAUUGAAAAAUAUGUGAAGAAGCAAAUCCAACUCCAAAAACAAAUUGAGGAGUUGUUUGCUGAGAAAAAAAUGUUACAAGAUCAGAUUUGUGUGCUUAAUGAAUGUUUAUCAUUAGAAAAAGUGAAUCGGAAAAUUUCCGAUUUGGAGAAUAAACAAAAAAUAUUGACAUCGUUAGAAAGUAUGGUUAAUAAUUUAAGAACUGACAUUAAACCAUUAGAGUAUUUAAAACAAGUUUUACAAAGGCAGCUUAUGGUUUCCACUCUACCUAAUAAUGAUCUAAAUAUUGAAGACCGAAAAUGCUCAGAGAGUUCAUUAUUAACAUCCAAUAGCAUUUGUGCCAUUGAAACAUUGGAUUCUUUGAGUGACGUUAGCUCAGAGGAAAGUAUCAUGAUUUUAUCCGAUUAUGAUGUGGUUUCAGAUGAAGAACUUUUAAAUUAUUCAGAAAAACCUGUUGAAAACAAAGUUAUGUAUGAUGAAGCACUACUGAUGGCGUCUAGUGUGCAUUUAUCAUUAGUUGAUCAUCUAAUCCCAAAUAUUGGUUCAAUUGAAUCUUUAAUGAAUAAUAGUGAUCAAGUAAAAGAUAACAAUUGUUGUAUACAAUCUAGUUCUAAAAGCACUGUUUUAUCAAUGAAUACAAGUAGUAAAAGUGAACAACUCUUAGACUUAUAUGAUGUUGUAAACAAAUCAGACCUUCCAAAUUGCAAUGGAAAUGAAAACAUUGAAAUGAAAUGUGAUAAAAGAAAAUCUGAACCAACACUUCAUAAAGCACAUCUGCCAUGUUUAUAUGAUAAAGAAUUUGAUGAUAUUGGAAUAAAAAAAUUAGAUAAUGAAUGUAAUAAGGUGUCAAAAUUAUUGGUUAAUGAUUCGUGGGUGAAAAUCAGUUCCAAUGAAAUGUCUGAUGAACAUCAUGUUGAUGUUUUUCAGGCAACUACUGUCACACAAAAAGACAAAACAGUGUCAAAAGUAAAUACAUGUGUAGACAUUUGUGAUCAAAAUAUUAGUGAAACUAAGAGUUUGGCCAAUAGUUGUAACAACGUGGAUGCUAAUCUUAAAAACGAAAUUCAAAAGCCAGGUUGGUUGGUUAAUGAUGACAUUGAUAUUAAAUCCUUAUCAUUCACUGAAAUCAAUGUACUUAAACAAUUAAAUGGAUCAAUAGAAAAUUUAAGUGUAGAAAUUCAAGUAAACAAUAAUAAUUUGUGUAUUAACCAGUUUGAAUCAAAAGAUGUUAUUGAAAUUAAAAAUCUUGAAAAUGUUUGCAAUAAUAAUGAUCAUAGUUAUGAAAGUGAAACUCAUAAUCCAGUUUUUCCAACCAAUGUUAAAACAUAUGAAGUAGGAAUUACUUCAUCAUUAUCAUCUACUACUAAAGAUUCUAAUGCAUCAAACGAAUUCAUUGAGCAAAAAGUAAACACAGAGGUAGAUGUUCAACUUUAUAAUGAUAAACUAUAUAACCACCAGUUUGAAUCAAAAUACAUCAGUGACAUUAAAAGUUUAAAGAAUAUUUGCAAUUCUGUUAUUCAUUAUAAUGAAAAUGAAAUUCAUAAUCCAGUUUGUCGAAAUAAUAAAAUUAAAAUUACAUCUUCUUUGUUGAAUAAUGAAGACUUGAAUAAUUUAUGGACCAAUACUAAUGAUAAACUAUCUUCUAUUAAUAAUAACAAACAACCUAUGUUGUUAUAUCAUACUUUAGACCUGAAGGAUGAAUUAUUAAAUGGUAUUCAUCAGUAUGGUAUUCAGGAUCUAAUGUCCUUGCAACAGCAAUGCAUGUUCCAUUAUAUUAACGGACGUGAUGUUAUUUUGCAUUCAUACCCUUGUGUGGGAAAGUCAACAAUGUGCCUCAUAUCAGUGUUGCAAAGGAUUAACACUAACUUAAAUGAAUGUCAAGCUAUUGUAUUAGUUCCAACAUUAGAAUUGGCAUUGUCUGCUCAAAAGACAAUGAAGUCAAUUGGGAAAUUUUUAAAUGUUUCUACAUGUAUUGGUGGUACCAAUGUUCCUCGUAAGCUUUCACCGGUGCCUCAUGUAGUGAUCAGUACUUUGCAAGGCUUAUGUGAAAUGAUUAGUUGCAACUCGCUGUGUAAAGAUUUUAUUAAAAUGCUUAUAAUUGACGAUGCAGAAGAAAUGUUUAAAUGCAAUGAAUUUUCUAAUAAAAUUGGAUAUAUUUUGUUAUUUCUUAACAAUAAUCAUCAAUUAAUUAUUAUGUCCACUUCAAAAGUAGAGGAAAUCUUAGAUCAGUUUUCUGACUUAAUGAAGAAUCCUGAGUAUAUAUUAGUGCCAGAUGAAAAACCUUCAUUGAAUGAUAUAUUACAGUAUUGUGUUAAUGUACCUGAAGAAUUUAAAUUUGAUGCGUUGUGCGAGCUCUAUGAAACACUCAAUUUAAUACAUACUGUUGUUUACUGUAACUCAUGGAACAAGUGUCUAGGAAUAGCAGAAAACAUGCGUCUUAAAACAUGUUUAGUGUCGGCUGUAAAUAACGAAAUGGAUACUCAUCAGCGGCAUCUCAUAUUACAUCAGUUUCAAUCUGGCAUUAGCAAAGUUUUAGUUACUCCUAAAUUAAAAAGAGGCGAGGAUUUUUCAGAUGUAGUUUGGGUUAUAAAUUAUGAUAUUCCUAAAAGUCCAAAAGAUUAUGUGCGUAAAAUUGUCAGUUUUUUUGGCCGCAAAGUGAAGGUCAUUAAUUUCAUCACUGCAAAUGACAAAACCGCUAGAAAAGAUAUCGAGACUGCAUUUAAUGUGACUUUGCUUAAUUUACCUCAGAGUCUAACUAAUUUGUGUGUAUCUAAUUUGUAACCUAAUAUUUAUUAAUGAUCAAAUAUUGAAUUAAUGUUAAAUAUUAUUAAUAUUUUGGGAUUUUUUCAACAUUUUUAGUUAUUUAGUUAUUAUUAUUUAUAAUUAGUGCAUGUAUGGUUAUUUAAAUGUUCUAUAUGGCAUGGCCUGAUCAAUUUUAGUUAUUGCAUAGGUAUUUUGUGCAUUGUAAUAUUAUAUUUUCCCUGUUUUAUUUUUUUGUAACACUUAUGGGUCACUAAAUUUGUAAAUAUUUAUUUUUUUGUUCUUUGUCUUUAUUUUAAUUUUAAGUACUCUGAGUCAUUUGUUAUUAACAUUCCAAACUCUAAUCUUUUUACUGUAAAAAUGUAUUUAAAAGUGAAUCAUUAUGUUUUAUGAAAUAAGAUUUAAUAUAGAUUUUUUGUGUAGCAUAAAUGUGAAAGUUAUGCUUGAAUAAAUGUUUACUUCAAUCAAA